This is a messenger RNA of Lactuca virosa, 1293 nucleotides long. NCBI's taxonomy places the organism in Eukaryota, Viridiplantae, Streptophyta, Magnoliopsida, Asterales, Asteraceae. The record is from the annotation of a GenBank genome assembly.
AUGUCUGAAAUAUUCACUGCAAUCUCAAAGCUGGGGUAUGCAUCCCCAGGAACAGCACUGCAGGUACGCAUUCUCCGUACAUGGACGCCACAAGUCCGAGGUCAUGAAACCUGGUUUUUAGCGGUCGACGGAUAUGGUGAUGCAAUCCAAAUUCUUGGUCAAAGAAAGGAUCAAAGAUUUGUACAGUCUGCUCUUGCUCUUUCUAAAUGCUACACACUAACUAAAUAUGGAUGUGGAGAACCAGACGCAUACCAGAAAUGGUUACACAAUCCGGUAUACAUCGUUUUUGGCACCACACCCUCUAUUAGCUCUAUCCCAGAUACAGUUACUAUUCCAACACACUGGUUUAACUUCAUACCAAAAAGCCAAAUACCAGAUUAUAUCAACCAAUACCCAGAUUUCUUAGGAGUUUUCGUUAAACUAGUGGCCUGCACUAAGAAAAACGAUGAACCUUACCUGCUCCUCAUUCUAAGGAAUGAAUUUGGUGAAGAUAUUGCGAUAAGCUUGUGGAAAGAAUGCACUGACGCACCUUCAAAAUUUAAUCGGAACACAAUUGAGAAUGCACCUGCUCCCACUGUCAUUGCUGUCACAAACAUCCGAAUCAUGGAUUAUGGUGGUUCAUUAAGGUUAGGAACUAGUAGUGCAACCCACAUAUACGUAAAUCCACCUAUCAAAGAAACAGAUACACUUCUGGAUAGCUACAAGACAAAUGCUGCUUCAACACCUCUGUUUGGACUUCCAAUGCCACUUACACAGAUAAAUGAGAAAAAACAUUCAGAUCUCUUGUGUAAGAUAUCAACACUGAAACAAGGAAAGGACUGGUUCUGUCCAUCACACGGAAAUGUUACCUCUCCAACUCCCAUGUACAAACUUAUGGCAACAAUUACGGACCCAACUUCCUCAAUGACGGUUACCUUAUCUAACAACGCUGCCCAAAAAAUAUUUGGAACAACAACAGAUAAACUCAUACUAGAGGACGACCCAAACCACAGGAAAAAAUUGCCCACCAUUAUAAAAGAGACCGAAGGUAUCACGAAAAAGAUGAAAUUAUGGAUCACAAACACGUCAACAGAAAGGAACAUCUGUUUCAUAAUAACUGAUAUCGAAGACAACUCUUCUCAAUCAUCAUCAAUAACAACCCCACCUUCAAAAAACACAUCCUCCUCCAAUGUUCCUCAUAAAACACCUACGUCUUCAUCCGCACAAAAUCAACCCAAAGUCAAGAGGGCAUUAAAUUUUGAAAAUCCAGGUAUGGAAAAAUCUGAUGCAGGCCCGAAACGACCACGCCGGUAG